Molecule: messenger RNA, 2284 nt
Organism: Schizophyllum commune H4-8
Lineage: Eukaryota; Fungi; Basidiomycota; Agaricomycetes; Agaricales; Schizophyllaceae
Product: Clavaminate synthase-like protein
Exons: 8
Coding region: 150-1955 (601 amino acids)
Biological process (GO): regulation of transcription by RNA polymerase II; protein demethylation
Molecular function (GO): histone demethylase activity; transcription coregulator activity
Source: RefSeq, a predicted model, not a curated record
UCCGCCUUGGACCUCGACCGCGUUGACUGUCAGCGCUAGCAAGCGUUGCUCUACUUCCGGUCUACUUCUUGCCUCCAUCACCCCAGCACAAUCAUCGGAUUAUGGCGCGCCGCCGACGCAGCUCAGCCCGUCAGAAUGGGGAACAUUCAAUGCACGAGUCCGAUUCGGACGCGCAGGACGAAGGGAAGAAGAACUCGGAGUCGGAGGACAAGUGCCCGGCCUGCACGCCAGAAAAUGCGGACGGGGACAAGGUCAGCUGGAUCAAGUGCGAGGCGUGCAAGCAGUGGUACCACUGGACGUGCGCGGGGAACGGCGCGGAUGUUGAGACCAUCGACCACUGGUAUUGCACCCCCUGCAUUACCGCCGACUCUCGCAGACAGAUCACCUUCAAAGGCCCCGCGCGCAAGUCCGCUCGCCGGCGCAACCACCCAGACUACGCUGGCAUCGACGGCUCCCCAAACCCUGAUGCCAGCCGCUGGCUGCGCAAGUUCGAGGGCAAGCCUGUCAAGCCGGAUAGGUUCAAGCGCAUGAAGGGGAAGGACGUCAACCUCGACUGGGUGGAGGGGGACGAGAGCGCGAUGACGGAGCCGAUCGCGGUGCUGGACCCCGAAGGACUCGAGAUGGAGAUGCCGCCGGACGACUUCACGGUAGACGAUAUCGCGCAGCUGGUGGGGGACGAGACGCCGGUGGAGGUGAUGGAUGUGGCGUCACAGUCUGGCUCGCCGGGAUGGACGAUGGCGAAGUGGGCGGAAUACUUCAAUAAGCCAGCCUCGGAGCGGGACAAGAUCCGGAACGUCAUCUCUCUUGAGAUCUCGCAGACGAAGCUGGGGGAGCGCAUCGUGCCCCCUCGGCUGGUGCGCGAACUGGACUGGGUGGAGAACUUCUGGCCAGCGACGCGGAAGGGGAAGGGGCAUUCAUACCCCAAGGUGCAAUUAUAUUGUCUCAUGGGCGUCGCGAAUGCAUGGACAGAUUGGCACAUUGACUUCGCCGGAUCCUCGGUAUACUACCAUGUCCUAAGUGGCGCCAAGGUCUUCUACUUUAUCCGUCCCACACCCGACAACCUUGCCGCGUACGAGAAAUGGUCAGGCAGCGCACUUCAAACUUCAACGUGGCUCGGAGACCUCGUUGACGAGGUUGUCAAGAUCACGCUAACCGCUGGAAACACCAUGAUCAUUCCUAGCGGAUGGAUACACGCCGUACAUACUCCCGUGGACACGAUUGUAUUUGGAGGCAAUUUCUUACACUCUUAUAGCGUGCCCAUGCAGCUCCGUAUACGGGACAUUGAGAUCGCGACCCGCGUCCCCAAGAAGUUCACUUUCCCGUACUUCAGCAGACUUUGCUGGUACGUUGGGGAGAAGUACCUCCGCGAUCUGAAAACGCCCAAUGCUACGCAACCAUCAGCACGCGAGUUAGCAUCCAUCUCACAUCUCGCCGACUUUCUGGUAGUGCAAGCGCGGUUGCUAGAGCGGGGAGGCGAGACCGCGAAGAAGGAGGUCCAACAGGAUAUCCCAAGUGAUCGAGUGAAGGACGCACCCGCUCUCGCGCGCGAACUACGUUGGCGGUUACGACUGGCCGCCGGCGAAGACAGCGACGACGAGCGAUCGUCCACACCUCAUCUAAAUGGGCACUCGCACCUCAAGCGCAAACGAAUAAAGUCGGAGACACCUGACGAGCACGCGCGCUUCAGGAAUUUCAGGCCCAAGAUUUGGAGCAAGGUCGCGGAGGAGCAGAAUGUGGUGGAGACGAGACAGGCCAAGGCGGCUCGGCCGGGUGACGAGGAGGCGUGGAUGGAUCGAUGGGUCAGCUGGGCGGAUGGGAUGGAGGAAGACGGGUCGGAGGAGGCUCAGGUGCAGAGUAAGAAGGACGUGGUGAGCCGGGUACGCAAAACGGCGACGGGGUUGGAGCGCCAGCGCAUCGAGCGAAUAUACGAAGCAUGGACAUGGCCGCGCACGUAGCAUACUUGAUUCGAUUCUUGCACGCCUGUACACUACAAGUCCAUCUGUGAUCUCGCCUUGUGUGUCUGUAUUUUCACGUGUGGGCGCGUCGCGCGAGAUCAACACAGGGGCAGUCUCCGUCACCUGCGUUCAUUGCAUCAGACGCCCUUGACCGCACCUUUUCCUCGUCGCUCCUCCGUCCCCGGGCCCUCGCCGGUAUUCACAGUGAGUGCGCUGCCCAUCAUGCUUCCCGACGACGAACGAACAUGCCCAGACAAUGUCAAGCGCGAACCCCAGCGGAACUGAUAUCCGCCCGAGGUCGCAACCCGACGCACAGAGCCAGGCGCCCU